GUUCGACAGGUUGGCGGCAGUGCGGCCUGAAAGCAGUCGCUCGCUUCAAAAGAAUCGAAGCAAAGAUGGACUCCUAAGAAAUUUUAUAUACAGCGGUCUCGUACGACUUUGGAGUAACUCCGUUGUGCUCGGUGGUUAAAUCUCUGCCCGGUGGACGCCCGUGGGGCCGACGUUCUUUUAUGAUCACGCUCGCGGUGUGAACGCGAUGAUCGUGCAGGAACCAGUGCAGGCGGCCAUAUGGCAUUGUUUGAAUCAUUAUGCCUAUCCAGAUGCUAUAUUCCUGGCAGAAAGGUUGUGUGCAGAAGUGGACACGGAAGAAAGUUUAUUUCUUUUGGCAACAUGUUACUAUCGUUCGGGCCGGAUUAGGCAAGCUUAUGCCUUAUUAUCCCAGAAAGCACCUAGUUCGGCACAAUGUAGAUUUUUACUAGCAAAAUGUUGUUACGAUCUGGAAAAAUAUGCGGAAGCGGAAGCUGCGAUAAUUGGCGGAUAUUACAAGCAGUUAAAGAGUUUGGAAGAGAUAAUAAGUCAAUUUGGGGAACAGGCAUGUUUUUCUCUGCAGAUAAUAGCAAAGAUUUAUUAUAAGAUGAUGCGCACUGCGAGAGGCAACGAGGCGCAUAAGUUAGCUUUAAAAGUGAAUCCCUUUCUCUGGCAUUCGUUUGAAGAGCUAUGUAAUGUCGGCGAAAAAGUGGAUCCAGCCAAGAUUUUUCAAGUAGACAAACUAGAUUCCUUUGCUAUGUGCCAUGGUACUGUGUCUACGCUCAAUUAUGUCACCGAACCGGAUUUUAUUGUACCUGGAAAUAAUGCCAACAGUACACCUAUAUCAAACGGCACUAACUUAACACCGGUGAUGGCACCAACGCUGAUAAAUGGCGGCCAGGUACGCUUGUGUUCCUCCAUAGAGGAUACUCCACAAAACAAUGCACCAAUGCAAAUGCAUUACAAUUGCACUUCGAUACCGCCGAGAGUCAAGUUGUCACGCUAUCGAAGUAUGUUUAGCAAUCCCAUGAGUCCGCUCACGCCUAGCUUUGGUAUUUUGCCGCUGGAAAAUAAUACACCCGAGCCGACUCCACCCUCGCACACAACUCUCAUGGAGGCCAAUGAUCAGAAGAGCUUAGCAAAACGCGUCAGCAGUCUGAGAGCUCAUGUAGGACAAUUAAUGUCGAGAAAAGAGACUCCAUUACAGCAAGGCAAGUCGGUAUUUUCCCAAUCGGGUAAUGCAAGUAAUACUGCCAACAUCGUGACAGUGACAGCCGCUAAUCCGACUUCACCUCCGUCACCGACGUUUCAGAGUACCAAUGUUAGACGUUCGUCGCGACUCUUCAGUCAUAAUUCAGUAAAAGAGAACAAUAAGUCACCUAAUAGGAAUAAAUUUGCAACUCCAAAGUCUCCAUCUCGAAAGACGAAAGCAAGACUUGCUAAAACAAAUUUGAAUAAGACCAAUUUUAACGAAUUAAACGAAAGAAAUAGAAAUGAGAAGGAAAAGAGCGAAACCAUCACGUCGGAAAAAGCUGUAGCUAAUGCGAAUGCGCUUAACGCCCAAAAUAAUAAUAUUCAUUCCGGAAUAACAUUGCAAAAGCAAUCAGCGGAGGGAUUGAUGUCUUUGUUGCGAGAAUUAGGAACAGCGUAUCAGCAUUUGAGUCAGUUUAAAUGUACACAGGCUGUUGAGAUUCUAAGUAUACUGCCAAGACAACACUAUAAUACUGGUUGGGUACUUUCUAUGUUGGCUCGUGCACACUUUGAAAUGAUGGACUAUAAAAAGGCUGCUAGUUAUUUUGCAGAAGUGCGACAGUUAGAGCCACAGAGAACAGAGCUGAUGGAAAUUUAUAGUACUGUUCUUUGGCAUCUGCAUGCAGAAGUGCAGUUGUCUACGCUUGCUCAAGAUUUGGUUUUACAAGACCGUAAUUCAGCGGCAGCAUGGUGCGCCACAGGCAACCUAUUCUCGGCGCAAACGGAACACGAGACAGCGAUUAAAUUUUUCCAAAGAGCUAUUCAGGUGGACCCUAAUUUUCCAUAUGCCUAUACAUUGCUGGGACACGAGUAUGUCUUGACCGAGGAGCUAGAUAAGGCAAUUACUGCUUUCCGUAACGCUAUCAGACUUGAUCCCAGGCAUUAUAAUGCAUGGUUCGGACUGGGAACGAUAUUCUCGAAACAGGAACAAUAUAGUUUGGCGGAGUUACACUUUAAACGGGCCUUACAAAUAAAUCCGCAGAAUUCUGCGCUAAUGUGCCACAUAGGUGUCGUGCAACAUGCUCUGAAAAAAACCGAUCAGGCAUUAAAGACUCUGAAUACUGCGCUAUUGAAUGAUUCGGAUAAUACUUUAUGCAAGUUCCAUCGCGCGAGCAUCAACUUCUCUAUCGGUCGACACAUGGAAGCUCUCAGAGAGUUCGAGGAGCUAAAGAAUAUUAUACCCAAAGAAUCUCUAGUCUAUUAUUCGAUAGGAAAGGUGCAUAAAAAAUUAGGCAAUACCCAUCUCGCAUUAAUGUACUUUAGUUGGGCGACAGAUUUAGAUCCAAAAGGUGUUAAUAGUCAAAUUAAGGAAGCUAUUUUGAGUCCUGGUCAGGGAGAUGACGAUUCUCCACCAACGCAAUCAGAUACUUACCCCAAUUUACUAUAUCAGAUGAGCAACAAGCACAAAAUAAUUCAAUGGAACAGGAUAUUGAGACGAAUAGAGAAGGAAGUGCUGCACCUCUUGCCGGAAAUGUUUCCGUUGAGCCUCAUGGUGAGGAUAGCGACGACAGUUUAUGAAAACGAUAUGCGAGACUUCCGUGAAAAGAACGAAAUAUUAUUAUUCUCGUUAUGGAUCAUUCGAAUUAUUUAUUCGCCGGCCUGGCUUCACUUGCGGAAUCGAUAAAAUUAUUGAUACGAUAUUAUUGAUUUUUUUAAUCGAACAGUUGUCGACAUUUUUCUCGCAAACUGCCCCGUCUAUGCGACAUGCUUAAGUUAAAAGAAAUCAUUAUAAUAUUAUCUCCUCGCGUCAUCAAUUUUUAUUUACCUUGCACGAAAAUCAUGCAAGUUCUUUUAUAUAUAUAUAUAUAUAUAUAUAU
Molecule: messenger RNA, 3044 nt
Organism: Nylanderia fulva
Lineage: Eukaryota; Metazoa; Arthropoda; Insecta; Hymenoptera; Formicidae
Gene: Cdc27
Product: cell division cycle protein 27
Biological process (GO): anaphase-promoting complex-dependent catabolic process; cell division; protein ubiquitination
Cellular component (GO): anaphase-promoting complex; cytoplasm
Molecular function (GO): protein binding
Source: RefSeq, a predicted model, not a curated record